Amblyraja radiata (thorny skate) is the source of this 8637-nucleotide messenger RNA. It is a transcript of the gene utp20, whose product is annotated as UTP20 small subunit processome component. Gene Ontology annotation, cellular component: 90S preribosome; small-subunit processome; nucleolus. The record is from RefSeq and is a predicted model, not a curated record. Lineage: Eukaryota; Metazoa; Chordata; Chondrichthyes; Rajiformes; Rajidae. The transcript is spliced from 62 exons. The coding region runs from base 97 to 8430 and encodes 2777 amino acids.
CCGUGGUGGGGCUCCCAGAAUGCCGCGGCAAAGAUGGCGGCGCCCAUGCGACGGUAGCGGCGUGUGAUUCUGCGGCCGCUGAACCAGCUCUGAGCCAUGAAGGACGGGCCGGGCCGGCACCGAGCCGGCAACACGUUCCGGUUUCUCACCUUUUCUGAACGAUUGGCAAAUGUGAAUAUCGAUAUAAUCCAUCGGAUUGACAGGACGAGCGACGAUGCUGAGGAUGUUGAAACCUAUUUUUAUGAAGGACUGGAGAAAUGGAGAGAUCUGAAUUGCACGGAACACUUUGUUAAAUUUCGCAAAGACGUUGUGGGAAAAUGCCAGUCUUUCAAUCAGCUGGUCUACCAUCAAAAUGCAGUGGUUGAAAGCUUGAAGAUCCAUCUUCAAAUCAAGAACAGCAUGGCCCAUCAACCUUUGCUGGACUUGGUGGUGCAGCUGGCCAGGGAUCUGCAGGCGGAUUUCUAUCCUCACUUCAGAGACUUCUUUGUGAUCAUUACCUCCCUGCUAAACACACAAGACACAGAGGUGCUGGAGUGGGCUUUCACCUGCCUCUCCUACCUGUACAAGUACCUCUGGAGGCUGCUGGUAAAAGAUAUUACCGACAUUUACAGUUUGUACAGUUCGCUGUUGUGCCACAGCAAAGAACACAUCCGACGCUUCGCAGCUGAAAGUUUUGCUUUCUUAAUGAGAAAGGUUCCUGAUCACAGUGCUCUUUUCAACUUCAUGUUUGCUGACCUUGAGGCACACCGAGCCAAGGCCGAAGGGGUGGGACAGCUGCUGUUCGAAAUGUGCAAAGGUGUUCAAAAUGCCUUCCACUCCUGUGCAGCCAAGGUCUUCCCCGUUAUCUUGCAAAAGCUGGGACCCGUCACCGAGGCGACCACGGUGCUUCCGUGGGAUGUAGUUUGUGAAGCAGUUGGCCACAUGGCCAAGUCAUGUGCUGCCUACGCCCAUAAAGAACACCUUGAUGUCCUGUGGAACUGUUUACAAGAGUGUAUCGUGGACCUCCAAGAUCGAGUCGACCCUGAGGACGCUGGUCGAGUUUCGGAUCACAUCCGCCGCUUGUUGCAGACUUUCCUCGUGUUGCUGGAGGCUCAGCAGGGCUCAAAGGUUCCACAUCCCAGCGCGGUGUGUGAGACUCUGCUCCUGAUGUUGCCGGGCCCACAGAUGGAGUUGCCUUGCCGCAAGACUCUGCUGAAGGUUGUCUCCACACUCCUGAUGGCUGAGAACAUUUCUCUGCCAGAUUCACUGAUUGAAGAAACUGCCAGAAAGGUUUACAGCAGUGGGUUUGAAAGAAGCUUGAUUCUGGAAUUCUCCGAGGCAAUGUUUGAUACGGACACGUUUGAACAGCUGCUCCUGCCGAGCUUGAUGCAGUACGUGGGGGAGAGUCUGCAGUAUGCGGGGGACAGCGUUGCUGCGGGCGACACAUUGGCCAGGGAGGAAAUGCUGGGACUUCUGGUGAAACUUAUUCUGACCAAAGCCAAGCCCCCGAAAGACGGGUCGAUGGCCUUUGAAAAGUAUCCUCUCCUCUUCACAGGACAGCUGCAAGUGUCUACACGCUCAGGUGAUGGAACAGGGACCGGCGGAGCCUUGGAUUACAUCCUGUCUCUGCUGCAGCUCCGCGAAGAUGGCGGGAUACCUGAUCUGGAACACAGCUGGGGUGCUCUCAUCGUUCUCCCCCAUCUCAGGCCGUUGGAAACGGAAAAAGUCCUGGCUCCGGUUCACUUGUUGCUGGAUCGCCUCCUGAAUGCUCGCGAACAAAGUGACUCCAUUAACGAAGGGUGGAUGUACGUCGCGUGUCAAGCAGUCAGUACGCUGCUCAGUCUCACAGAGUCUUUGGAAAUUCUCAACUUUUUGCCUGUUGAGCAUGUAAGGAACUUGAUGAGAAGCUCGCCGGCUGACGUGUCUGCCCUCCUGCUGGGCGACCUGUACUACACCCGGUUAACGUUGUGUGGCUGUAAAGACUUGGUCUCACAGGACAUGCUGCUCAGUCUGUACGAGGAACUGCGACCAAAUCUGUCAUCAAACGUUUCAAAGGUACGCCUCUUGACCCUCAGGAUUCUGAAUCAUUUUGAUGUGAAGCUGCCAAAGAGAAUAGAGGAUGACGGCGAAGAGCUACAUAAGUGCGUGUUUGCCUCCUUGCUCCAGGCUGAAUUGGUCCCUGCAACUGUUUACGAUUACAGGGAGAAGCUGUUGCACUUGAGUAGACUGAGACACGAUUUGGUGCAGCUAUGUAUACCUGAGGGGCCGUACCAAGAGGUUCCCCUCCAGUAUCUGAUAGGAAUGCUUUACACAAACUUCAGUCCACUGUGGGAUCCCGUGUUGGAGCUUAUUACUUCUCACGCAUAUGGGAUGGAAAAUAAAAUGUUCUGGCGUGUUUAUUAUGAACACUUGGAGCGGGCAGCCACUCUCGCGGAGAAAGCAUUAAACCAUGAAUUGGAGGAAGAGCCAAAGAAGAAGGUGACCCGGGAGGUGGAGAGGCUUCUGACGGGUCUGACGGUGGGAAAAUUAUACCAAAGUCAUCUCCGCCUAUCAACCACGACCAGCACCAGGACGGAUCACACCAACUUCCGCUUCUUGCUGUGGAAAGCCAUGUGCAGCUUUAGCGAUCGGGUGGAGCCCCGGUCAAAAGAGCUCUCUCCUCUGCUCCUCAGGUUUAUUAACAACGAGUAUUACCCAGCGGAUCUGCUGGUGGCUCCCACUGAGAACAUCAGAAAGAGGAAAUGUGUGGAUGAGAAGAGAGUGGCCAGUGAGGUAGAGAACUGUGUCGGUGCCGACGAUGAAGAGGUUGCAGCUGACGCAGACCACAGCUUUGCGACGGAGAAGAAGCCCAGGAGAGCGGCUGUGAAGCCACUGAUUGCUCACCUGAGAGUUUUCUCAAAGUUCACCAACCCAAGGUCUCUUUACCUGGAACCCAGGCUGAAGGAGUUGUACACCCAGCUCCUGUGCCACCAUUUCCAGGACUUGCAGAAGAUCGCCUUGGAGUGUCUACUCACCUACAAGCACCAACACCUGUUGCCUUACAGGGAAAAUCUACAGCGACUCUUGGAGGACAAGCACUUCAAAGAGGAGAUAAUCCGCUUCAGCAUCGCGGAGGAGACUACUAUUGUGGCAGCCGAACACAGGACGGAGCUCGUCCCCGUCAUCAUGAGGAUCCUCUAUGGGCGGAUGAGGAGCAAAACUGGGAGCAGGACGCAGGGGCGAUCGGGAGCAACGUCACGUGUGACCAUCGUCCUCCACUUCCUGGCCGGAUCACUGCCGCAGGAACUGCGCGUCUUCCUCGACCUGCUCCUCGAGCCAGUGAAGCACUUGACCCAGGGGUCCUGCCUGUCUGCGGUGCUGGAGUCGGUGAAGACGCUGGAUCUGUCCAAGGUGCUGCCCUUGGGGCGACAGCAUGGUCUGCUCAACAGCAUUGAAGUGGUGAUGAAGAAGCUGGGCCACCUCAUCCACCAUUACCUGCCCGAGCUGCUGCAGAUCCUGCUGUGUCUGACUGCGUCCGUGUCCCACUUGUUGCAGCUGAGGGACCAGAUCAAGCCAAGGUGUGUUAACCUGCUGAAGUACCUGAGGCGCCUGGGAAUAGAUCAGAUCACUGCUUUCUUCACGAGCUUUGAGUCCUACGCUUUCACGGCUGACGAAAUUGAGGCAGUGUUUCACGGCACGGUGUGGCCACAGAUCAGCAGACUCCCCUCUGAAGGACAGUACUCACCAACUUCUCUCCUGAAGCUGAUUCAUAUCUGGAGUAGGAAUUCUAGGUACUUCCCUCUCCUCGCCAAGCAGCUUCCUGAGCACCCGGAGUGCGGCAUCCUGACCAAUGUCUUCGCUCUGCUCGCUGUGAAGAGCGUGGCUGAGCCGACCACCGCCCUCGUUAUGGACAUUGUCGACAAUCUCCUGGGCACAUCUGACUUUGUGACCACAGAGCAAGAGGAUGCUCUGACCGUGAGGGACGUGGCCUUUCCGGAACCCGCUGCCACUGCAGAAGAUGCUCCAAGCAUGGGAACACUUCUUAUUUUGCCUCACAUUUCCACCAUUUUACAACACCUCAACAAAGCCGUUGGGAAUACGGAACGCAUGAAGAAGAAACGAUUCAGAACACAAGUCAGUAAAGAACUGAGUAUCCUAUCGAGAAUAAGUAGGUUUGUGCAGGACAAAGAGCAGAGCUCCAUUCUGAUCCAUCUCCUGCUGCCUUACCUCUCCAAGUCCAUCACCUCGCAGGACACAGAGAUCGACAUCCUGCAGACCAUUCAGAACCUUCUGCACCACUGCGCGCAGUCCUCCAGCUUCCUGAAGCCCCUGGGCUCCCUCUUCUCCGUCAUUCACAACAAGCUGUCCCGCCAAACGCUUUGUGCGGUCUUUCAGUGCCUGGCAGAACUGGACGGGACUCUCACAUACGUCACAGAAACUGUCACGAAGUUGAACGCUUUUGAUCGCCGGCACUUGGAUGAUAUCGAUUUUGACGUGCGCCUGUCUGCAUUCCAACUGGCCACCAGCUCGAUCCGAGGGAUGGGGAGCUUGGACACGGUCUACCUGAUUCCCGUUAUGCACAACUGCUUCUACUCCAUCCAGCUGGAGGAGAUGACUCUCAGUGACAAUGCGACGCUUUGCUUGAGUGCAAUUGUCCAGCAAGCAGCUUCCACUGGGUGCUCAGAAGAAGAAUUCAAGGAGGUGAUCUCCCGGACACUGCUCGAGACGCUGAGGCACGGCCUAAAGUCAAAAGUCGAGAGCGUUCAGCAAGAUUACACGACACUCCUUGGCUGUUUAAUCCGUGCGUUUCCCCAGCGCUCAGAGUUUAAGGACCUGGUUCAGCUGACAGACACCGAUCCCGAAAUGGACUUCUUCGAGAACACGAAACACAUACAGGUUCACAGAAGAGCUCGUGCCCUGAAAAAGCUGGCAAAGCACCUGGAUGAGGGGAAACUGUCCCUGUGCUCCAGAUCUCUGGUGAAUUAUAUCAUGCCUUACGCUACGUCAACGCUGUUCAAUGAAAACAUGCUGAAGUACGAGAACAUGACGACAGCCUCGGUGGAGCUGGUGGGAGCUGCGUGCAAACACCUGUCCUGGUCAGCGUACACCUACCAACUGAAGCGCUACAUCCACGUUCUGCAGACGGGAGAGAUCAACCAGAAACUGGCCGUCAGUUUGCUGCUGUCGGUUUUGGAAGCCUUUCAUUUUGACCCAGAGAGCCUGAGGAAGGAGUUUGAAGCAAGUCAGACCACGGAAGCUGAAACUGGCGUGGAAGGUGGUGGGGAAGGUGGGACGGAAGCCAUGGAGCUGGAAGAGGUGGUUGGAGAAGAGAAGGAAGAAGCUGCCGAGGGUGUGGGUGAAGACGGCGCAGUGCAGGCCGUGGAAAGUGUCCCAGCGAAGCUGAAGAGACCUGUGGUCUUUCAGCCCAGGAGCACACAGGAGCUGGGACUACUGAUCGCCCACAUCCAGGACACCGUCACAGGCAACAUCCUGCCCAAGCUGCAGAAAUGUUUGAUUGCAAAGGUAAAAAGAGAUGAACAGCAUAAGUUGGUGAAGUCAAAGCUGGUCAACGAUGAGGAACUGGUGCGGAUUCCGUUAGCCUUUGCGAUGGUGAAACUCAUGCAGACCCUGCCCAAGGAGAGCAUGGAUAAUAAUCUACCCAGCAUCCUCAUUAAGGUCUGCAUACUGUUGCAAAACCGAGCCCAGGAGAUCAGAGACGUCGCCCGCAACACCCUGACCAAAAUAAUCGAGACUUUGGGUUCAAGAUACCUUCUCUACCUUCUCAAGGAGAUGCAGUCGGCGUUAACCAAGGGCUAUCAGGUUCAUGUUUUGACGUACACUGUCUACAUGGUGUUGAAGAUUCUGGUGCCUAAACUGAGCAGUGGAGAUUUGGACCCUUGCGUCGAUAACCUCAUCACAAUUUUUAAUCACGAGCUGUUUGGAGAAGUUGCAGAAGAGAAGGAAGUGAAAGGGAUUAUAAGCAAGGUGAUGGAAGCAAGGAAGAGCAAAAGCUACGACUCGUACGAGAUUCUGGGGCAGUUUAUCGGAAAAGGCCAGGUGGCCAAGCUGAUCCUUCCACUGAAAGAGAUACUAGAGAACACGACCAACCUUAAGCAAGCCCGCAAGGUCCAUGAAACGUUUCGGCGGAUCGUGUCGGGUCUGUUACAAAAUAAUGAUUUGACCGCAGACGCCAUCCUUCUGCUAAGUCAUGGUCUGGUGACCGACAGCUUACCGCUCAUGGUGAAGAAGAUCAAGGGGAAACAACGAAAACCUCAGCAAUGGCGCGCCGGUCUGAAGCCUCAGAGCUGCCUCUUGCUGCCUCCCACCCCGACCCGCCAGGGAGAAAAACCUGCCAUCAGCACCAAGACCAACAUGCACGUCCUGGUGGAUACCGGCCUCCGGAUGCUGCAUAUGAGCCUGAAGAAAUCGAAGGUGAAUUCCUCAGAAGAGCGCGUUUUGGAAAUGAUGGAGCCCUUUGUGCAGGUGCUGAUAGACUGCCUGCAGUCCAUGCAUGUCAAGGUGAUCACCACUGCCUUGCAGUGCCUAUCCUGCGUGCUGAGGUUCCCGCUGAGGUCGGUGGAGAGUCUGGCCGGGCAGCUCACUCAGCAGCUCUUCCUGUUGCUGAAGGACUACGCCAAGGCUGGGGCAGCCAGAGGGGAGAACUUCCAUCUCGUCGUUAACUGCUUCAAGUCGAUAUCCAUCCUGGUGAAGACUGUGACAAAGCACACGCUGACAGACAAGCAGUUGCAGGUGCUACUGGGCUACGCUGAGGAAGACAUUUAUGAUACGUCACGGCAGGCGACAGCAUUCGGGCUCUUGAAGGCGAUUCUGUCCAGGAGGCUGCUGGUGCCGGAGAUGGGUGAAGUGAUGCAGAAAGUGGCCAAGCUCGCCGUGACCGGGCCGAGCGAGCCCAUCCGCGUGCAGUGUCGUCAGGUUUACAUGAAGUUUAUUCUCGACUAUCCUCUGGGGAAGGAGCUGAAGACUCACCUCGACUUCAUUGUGGCGCAGCUCUCCUAUGAACAUGAAAUAGGAAGAGAGUCUACGCUGGAAAUGUUGGCUUGUAUAUUUCAGUCCUUUCCACAGGACCUGCUGCACCAGCACUGCGCACUCUUCUUCAUCCCCGUGGCCCUGAUGAUGGUGAAUGACGACUCUCCGAGGUGCAAGAAGAUGGCGGCCCUGGCGACCCGGUCACUGUUGAGCAAAGUGGACAGCCAGCGCAAGGACGCCAUGUUUGCUCUGGUCCUGACUUGGUUUGAGAGCAAAAAGGUCUCUCAUCGCCGCCUGGCUGCCCACACCUGUGGCCUCUUCGUGGAAGCAGAAGGAGUUUUCUUUGAAAAACGCUUUGCCACCAUUCUACCCAUUCUUGAGGCGGAAAUAAAACCAGAAAGAUUCCAGAAUAUCGAGGAGGAGGGGGAAGAGAAGGCCGCAGACCGACUGCUCUUCAGCCUCUUGACGCUGACCGUCAAAUUGGUGAAGGAGUGCAGCUUCAUCCAGCUGCUGAAACCGAGCCGUGUCCUCACAAACAUCUGGGAUCAUAUCCAGGCUCACCUGUGGCACCCGCACUCCUGGGUCUGGCUCACCGCCGCUCAGAUCCUCGGAAUGCUCUUCGCCUCCCUCCAGCCGGAGGAACUGGUGGCCAGGUGGAGGACCGACAAGUCCCUGGUCCCGGGGAAGAGCGUGUCGCAGACACCAGCGGCACAGUUCCUGUGGAAAGAGCUGGAUGUUAAGACUAAGGACCUGGCUUUGGCAUUUUGUCACCAGCUGCAGUCAAAGUUCCUGGACCAGGCGCUGGGGGAUCAGGUCGUGAAGAACUUGCUGUUUGUGACGAAGAUCAUGUACCUGUUGAAACCAGGCGGCCAGGUAACCACAGAGGAGGAGAAGGAGGGAAGCGAGAGUGAGCUCGGAGCAGAGGGGGGCGAGGAGCCGAGGGCUGGAGGUGCCAGCGUGACCGACGAGAAGAGAACAAACCUGAUGUGGCUGAUCCGGAAACUCUGCAUCGUUGCCAAGAGAGAGGCAGCAUACAGCCCGAAAAUACCCCUGAAGCGGACCUGCAUCUUCAAGUUCCUCGGGGCAAUCGCCAUGGAUCUGGGAAGCGAAAGAGUGAAGCCUUUUCUGCCGACGAUAGUCGCUCCGCUUUACAGGGAAUUAAACAGCACGUACGCUGAGCAAGACCCGACGCUGAGGACCCUGUCCCAGGAAAUCAUCGAGGUGCUGAAGAAGCUGGUCGGCCUGGAAACCUUCUCCAUGAGCUUUGCUGUGGUGCAGAGACAAAGCCACCAGCGCCGGGCUCUGAGGAAGAGGCAGAAGGCAAUACAGGCUGUUGCACACCCGGACGUGGCCGCGAGGAAGAAAUUAAAGAAGCACAGGAACAAAAUUGAAGCCAAAAAGAGAAAAAGUGAAGUCCUUCGACCGAGUUCCAAGGCGAAGAAAGCCAGAGGCAACAUUCUGAGGGACCUGGCAAUGGUGGAGUGAUGUUGGGAGUGAGGCAGCGGAGUUUUAGUCAGUGUUUCUAUACAAAGAUUUUACAAUGGAAGCUGAAACAUGUUGCCGGACUGUAUCAGUGUUUAUUCCCUGUCAUUUCCAGCGAUGUUUUUGUAAUUGGGCUCUGGGAACGUCUAACAUGAGGUACAGUUUAAUGUACUGAUUCUUCCAGUAAAGUCUCAAUGACAAGGUGCUUUA